This is a messenger RNA of Fonsecaea multimorphosa CBS 102226, 1434 nucleotides long. RefSeq lists its product as uncharacterized. Lineage: Eukaryota; Fungi; Ascomycota; Eurotiomycetes; Chaetothyriales; Herpotrichiellaceae. The record is from RefSeq and is a predicted model, not a curated record. The coding region runs from base 1 to 1434 and encodes 477 amino acids. The transcript has 2 exons. Gene Ontology annotation, molecular function: NAD+ poly-ADP-ribosyltransferase activity.
AUGUACGCCGUGUUUGUUCGCGAAGGUCGCGUCGGACUUGAGGGCUUCGCCAGGACCGAAACGGAGUCGAGCAAUCUCAGAAUUGUCACAUCCAGGUUUCGCAAGAUCUUCCAGGACCUGACGUCUACGACGUGGAACAAAAGAUACGAAAUACAUCUGGCCCGGAAAAAAGCGAGGUUUUCGUUCAUCGAGCUAGAUUACCAAAAGACCUUGGCACGCGAUAUGGAGCUCCCCGAGUAUCGCGCGAUUGACACCAAGAUCAACGAGGAAGUCAGGGAUCUGAUGGAGCACAUGCUCUUCGGUGGUCCGGUCGGGAGUCACACCGCCAUCAAAGAGAGCCCAAGCACGCCGGCAUCACGGCUGUCCUUUACAGCCCCUCUCGAGCAGAUCAGUUCGUGGACCGUCUUCUCGGCAUUCAAGACUCUAGAUCGCAUCUGUAAACACAUCGAGUCCGGCAAGGCCAUCAACUGGAUGACCAUCCUGAGACUGUCGUCGCAUUACCGCAGCCAGAUUCCCUUUUGCUCCGCCGAGGACCGACCCCCUGUAAUAUCGAGCUACCACGCUCUCUUUCUCGAGUUCAAGUUCCUGUACUGUCUUUGGCCGCGGGAGGAGAUCGCCAAGAUGGCGAAUUUAAUGCACAGUCGGGGAUCGCUACAGCUGGAAGCACACAAGGCGCUGGCCCAACCGCUGUACCAGGCCUACAGCUCGCUGAGGCACGGGUUCCGGCGGCUGACGGACGCAUCGACGCCCGAAUUCCGGCAGCUCAGGGCUUACCUGGAAAACUCGUGUCACCAAAUCCACUGCCUGAGCGUCGAGCUGGAGGAGAUCUACCGGCUCUUCGUCAAGGCGAGGGUGCCGUGUCCGUACCGCGAGUGGAUCGAGACCAAAGAAAAGCGCAGAGACCCAUGCGGUGAGAUGCGGAUGCUGCUGUGGCACGGCACGCCGCUGGACUCGCUGCUGGGCAUCCUGGACCUGGGCUUGCAGAUCCGCCGCCGCGGCGCCAGCUGGACGGGCACCAUGUUCGGCAACGCCAUCUACCUGGCCGACGCGGUCAGCAAGUCAGCCGGCUUCUGCAAGUACGACGCCUGGGAUGGGCGCGCCGUCUUGCUCCUGUGCGAGGCCGACGUCGGCGCCAACCGCAUCCGCUCCCCGACCAGCAUCUUCGACGGCCACGAGGUCAUCCAGCGGUCCCGCGGCCGCCACCGCUGCAUCGAGGGACUCGGCCGCACCGGCCCGGCUAACUGGAAGCAGAUUGACUGGGGGUUGGAGCCUGGCGUGGGCAACGGAGUGCCCUGGAUGCCCGACACCACGAUUCCCUACACAAACACCAACAAUGGGGGCAUCCUCGGGUUCAACGAGUACGCCCUUUACGAUCCUUCGCACGUCCUUCUGCGGUACCUCUUUCGCGUCAAGAUCCGGCGAAAAUUGCGCUAG